This is a messenger RNA of Trichechus manatus latirostris (Florida manatee), 1035 nucleotides long. It is a transcript of the gene SNAPIN, whose product is annotated as SNAP associated protein. Bases 270 to 680 code for a protein of 136 amino acids. The record is from RefSeq and is a predicted model, not a curated record. Gene Ontology annotation, molecular function: SNARE binding. The transcript has 4 exons. Gene Ontology annotation, cellular component: synaptic vesicle; BORC complex; BLOC-1 complex. Lineage: Eukaryota; Metazoa; Chordata; Mammalia; Sirenia; Trichechidae. Gene Ontology annotation, biological process: endosome to lysosome transport; synaptic vesicle exocytosis; regulation of synaptic vesicle exocytosis.
AAGGUGUCCCUUUCCUCACACCCUGCAGGCUGGAAACUAGGAUUUUCAACAGCCCCCACUACACGGCCUACAAGGAACUACAACUCCCAGGGGGCUCCAGGGCCUGGCCCUUUGCCCCGCCCUGCUCGCGCCAAAGACUCCAUUUCCCAGAAACCCCAGCUUCUGGUUCGGAGACGGCAUUUCCCGGGCGCCCCCUCGCGGCGCACUUCGGCGGCGCUUCUCUUCCCGGCGGCCCUUGCGGCAGGUUCCGGGCGUAAGGAUAGUUCGUGAUGGCGGGGGCUGGUUCUGCCGCUGUGUCCGGGGCCGGGACUCCGGUGGCGGGGCCUGCAGGCCGCAACCUCUUCGCCGAGGGGCUCUUCGAGUUUCUGCGGCCGGCCGUGCAGCAGCUCGACUCUCACGUCCACGCAGUCAGAGAGAGUCAGGUAGAACUCCGGGAACAAAUUGACAACCUAGCUACAGAACUGUGCCGCAUCAAUGAGGAUCAGAAGGUGGCCCUGGAUCUUGACCCCUACGUGAAGAAGCUACUUAAUGCCCGGCGACGAGUCGUCUUGGUCAACAACAUUCUACAGAAUGCCCAGGAGCGGCUGAGGCGGCUAAACCACAGUGUGGCCAAGGAAACAGCCCGGAGGAGAGCAAUGCUGGAUUCCGGGGUUUACCCUCCCGGUUUCCCAAGCAAGUAACUUGGGCCAGAAGAUAGGCCCAUGGCCUCAGAGUACCUUCCCAGCUACCUUGUUUUAGCCCUCAUGAGAAGACUCCAGGAGACACUUAAGCCCUGUAGACCUUGGGAGAGCAAACAGCCCUGUUAUUUGAAGCACUUAAAAAAUCUGACCUAUUUAUGCAGGGACCCCAAAAAACCGGUGUACAGGACUCAGGAUCCCGAAGGACUUAAGACUUAUUAUGGCUCUUGCUUCCAAGAAUGAGCUGAGGCUUCUACAUUUCAUUUUUAAAAAACUGCAUACAAGACCCACCUUCUUCCCCUUCUUCACCCUAGUUAACAAGGUGAGGCUUCUGCUAUGUGCCUGGUUGUGGGGCCUG